AUGAUAUCCCAACCAACACAACCAGGUCUCUCCAGGACAGCCACUUCAUCCACCAUGUCAACAAUGUACUCGUCUGCGUCCAAUGCAUUCUCCACCCCGUCCACGGGCAGCUCAGCGACAACCGUGGCCGCGUCAAACCGCACCUCGCCCAAGCUUACGCCCCCAACUCGCUAUACAUCGCGCAAGGGCAGUGCUUCAAGCUCGGGCUCAUCGCCUUCCGUCGACGACGACCUCGACAAGUGGGGCUACAUGUACUCGCUGCGUGUCGCUGCGCUCCACGAACGGCUCUGUGCACCAUCGCCCAUGCAGAUGACAUCUCCCCCGCCCCCAUCCAACCCACGUUUGAGCCACAACCCACCGAACCCCCGGCUCAGCACCACCUCCACCAUGUCUCGCUUCACCGUGGCCACCAUGCGAUCUCCCGAGAUCCCAAGCCCCGAAGACGGGACCGUCCCGACCAUCAAGCGCAAAAAGUCGGCUCUGAGCAUUCGCCUCGGCAAGGACGACCUCAAGCUGCCCAAGGAGUUUGUGGUCGAGUUCUGGGACCGCCUUUCACAAGAGCCCGGAGACUCGGGAUGGAUGCAGGCCGUGCGUGGGUUCCUUGUGCUCGUGCAGAAGCGCGGGACCAAGACAGCCGCGGGUGCCAACAUGAGAGAUAUCCACACUCUCCUGGACACGUUCACGACAUGCCUGCCUCCGCCGGGUCCCAACUGCGAGUCUGUCAAGGAGCACCAGGCGCACCUGCUCGCCACCCUCUACCAUGCCCUCCCCAACGCAGACUACUUUGUGAACUCCAAGACAGACAAGGGUGACCUGCUCUUCCGCCUCCGAGCCGAAAUCCAGACUAUCUCGCAGUCGUCGCCCACGCAAUCGUCCCCAAAGGCAGCCGAAUUCUCACCAGUGCUCAUGGCAAACGCCAUGGCUGCCAAAGCUGCCAAUGGCGGCGGCGCCAACGGACCCAGCAGUAUCGGACUAGGACGCGUUGCGCCACCAUCAGCCAGUGAGCCGCGGAUAGAUUCGGUCAGGCGCAAGCCAAGCCCAGCGUGGACUGGCGACGGCAACCUCAGCGCCACAGGUACCGCUGCGUCUGCGUUUGGACCCACUGUGGAGGCAGUCUGCCUCGUGUGGAAUGUGUCUCAUGAGACCGUGGAGCGCGAUUUGGCAGACACCAAGCGAUACGGAGCGUUGGAAAAACUCUACCUCAAUGACAUCAAGACCAACCUCACCGCGGUGGCACGAGCCAAUGACCCGUCCAUGCGUGCCAAGCAGGCGGCGCUCUCAAACUCUCUUGCCAGCCUCCUCGCCAGCUAUCCCGAGUUGACACGACCGAGCUCGCCAACCUCAUUCGCUCAAGCUUCGGAAACCGACUCUGCUGCCACGUUCUUCACGCCGCCUCGAAAGGGUGCCGUGUUUGUUCGGCUCAACCAGCGCGCAGCCGAGGGUGGCCACACUCGAGCCGCGUCCAUCCUCCUGGAACGCUGCCAGCAGCUCUGGGACGUCGAGAGCCGCGUCGAAAAGGAGCGUCAAGUCUCAGCCCUUGUUCGUCGGUGGGACGAGAGCCUCGGUACCCCCAACGAGGUCGCCUACGGCCACCGCCUCGCUGAUGCCGUGGCUGACUUUGCGGCCCUGCUCUCGCCGUCAGAGCCGAUCCCCCAGGUUCUCGAGGACCUGCGCGAGCGCCUCGUGGCGCGCCUGUCUUCUGCGGCCAGGUCCAUCUUCCCGACCACGAGCCUGCCGCCGCCCGCGCCACCCCCAUCGAUCAUGCACAUCAUGAACGCCGCCCCGAGCAUGUUAAUCAACUCGCCCGUUGUCGUCAAGGCCCUCGAUGAUGUCGGUGACGAAAUCCGUGGCGCGGCUGUUGGCGAGUACGUCAUGGCGGCCAGCGACAUGAUGGGCGGCGUGCACUCGUACCAGGUGGGCGUCACGACCGGCAGCAGCGGCAAAGACGCCGUGGUCGAGGGCUUUGAAAAGGUGGCCUCGUGGAUCGAGAGCGAAGUGUCCAACGUCAUCAAGGUCUGGGGCACCGGCCUCGGCCCGACGCUCAACCCGGCUGCCAUUGUCAUCCAGAAGCAGCUGCCUCUGUUCCUUGCCGAGGUCCAGGUGCUCGAGACGGCCAACGGUGCUGGCGCAGACGUCUUCACCCUCUACGAGACCACCGCGCGUCUCCUUGCCCUUUGGGAACGGCUGUGCCCGGGCGUCGACCACGGUUUCGACAUUGACACGUUCUUUGAACCGCACGUCGUUGCGUGGCUCCGCGAGACCGAGGUCAACGACACCCACCAGUGGGUCGCGAGGACCGUGGGCAUGGACUCUUGGGUCCCCGAAGGCGGCGUGGGCCGUCACUCGCAGUCCGUCACCGACCUCUUUGAGUUUAUCCGCAACUCGACACAGGUUGUGCGCGACCUCCCACUCGGCGAGUACAAGCGCGCCGUGUACCUCAGUGACCUGUCCAAGACGGCUUCCAUCGCGGUCACCCAGUACGCCGCGUCGCUGCAGAUGCUGUUCGAGAAUGACAUUGCGCCUCCCAAGCCUGCCGCACAGGCUCAGCAGAUCUCCAUGCCGUCUCUGUCCAUGGGCGGCAAGGCCGGUGCGUGGCUCGCCAAGGGACGCCAUGCCGUGGCCAAAGUCGAGCAGCGCAUCGUCGAGAAGAAGGUCGAGGGCUUUGUCGUCCCGGCCGCAGCCUGCGUCAAGAUGACCGACCUCAAUGCGGCGCAAGAAUACCUCGAGGAGCUCGGAUACCAGAUGGAAGCAGAGGAGACGGAGCGUAUCAUUCGCCAAAAGGGGCCAGGCGGCGCCAACGACCGCGCCGCUCGCCACGUCUUUGCCGUCACGGUCCUCCGUGGCCAGAACCUCCUCACAGGCUCGGCCAAGCCCGCCGACGCGUUUGUCACUGUCGUCGACAAGGAGUCUUCCGAGCGUCUCUUCAAGUCGCGUACGGUGCUCGAGACCGAGGACCCCAAGUGGGAGCAGACGUUUGAGGUGUCGGUCGGCAUGACCAAGACCCUGGAGCUCAUGGCAUACGAUCGCCAACUUGUUGGCAAGCACGGCUUGAUUGGCAGCCGCACCUUCCACCUGGACCCUCAGCUCUUCGCCAGCUUGCCCAUCCGCGACGUUGUCCUUCCCCUCUCGCCGCGCGGCGUUGUGCACAUUCGCAUCGCGACCGUCGGCGGUGAACGCAACGACGUCACGUACCACCUCACCAAGGCGUCACGCGUUCUGGACCGGGCGGUCGUUGACAUGACGCGCGACCUGGUCGAGCGCAUGGUCGAGUUUAUCCGCAGCUACCUGUCGCCCACGACCUUGUCCAACCUCACCAAGCCCCUGCGCGACAAGAAGAAGGGCCGGGUGGCCCUCACCGAGGUCGAGAUUGACAACUCGCUCGCGCCCGUGUUUGACUUUUUGGACGAAAACUUUGCCGUCUUCAACCAGACGUUUACCGUGGAGAUGCGCAAGGCUGUCAUGCUCGACAUUUGGCGUCGUGUCGUCGACUCGAUGAUCUCCCUCCUCAUCCCGCCACUGUCGGACAAGCCGGCCCCCGGCAACCUGUUGACGCCGCCCGAGGUCGACGUCGUGUUCAAGUGGCUGCAGCAGCUCAAGGGCUUCUUCAACGCCGAGGACGGCGGUAUCGAGCACGGCGUCCCCAUGGUCGAGCUCCAGGCAGGCGGAUACAAGGAUAUUAUUAUGAUCGGGCAGUACAUCGACCUGCCGACCGCCGCGCUCAAGGACCGCGUCUCGUUGGCCGUUCGGGCCGCGUCCUCGGUCGUGAGCGUCGGGUCCGGUCCCAGGUCCCCCGCGGCGGCUCGUUCGCCCGCCUCCCCCUCCACGCGCUUUGCGACGCUGCAGACGUCGACGCGCAGUCGCGUCGACGAGGACAAUGAGCGCAUGGCAGAGGCCCUCCUGCGCAUCAUGCGCAUGCGCCCCGACUCGCAAGAGUUCCUCCAGUUCCAGCUCGCCAGCCUCAUCCGCGGUAAAGUCGACCGCCAGGGAAGUGUACUGUAG
Molecule: messenger RNA, 3999 nt
Organism: Apiotrichum porosum
Lineage: Eukaryota; Fungi; Basidiomycota; Tremellomycetes; Trichosporonales; Trichosporonaceae
Exons: 4
Coding region: 1-3999 (1332 amino acids)
Source: RefSeq, a predicted model, not a curated record